UGAAUCAAAAACUCACUUCUCACAACAUUACAUAGCAGAAGAAUCGUUUGAGUAUACCAAAAGGAAAAAAAAAAAAUGAAAGGUGUUUACUUGCUUGUUGCUGUCUUGGCUCUCACUUCCUCACUUGUGUCUGCCUAUGACCCUAGUCCCCUCCAAGACUUUUGUGUGGCACUCAAGAAACCCGAUGGUGUGUUUGUGAAUGGAAAAUUUUGCAAAGACCCUAAGACUGUGAAAGCGGAAGAUUUCUUCCUACACGUGGAACUUGGGAACACCGACAACCCAUUGAAUGCACAGGUUACUCCCGUGGCUGUUGAUCAACUACCUGGACUGAACACAUUGGGCAUUUCUUUGGCUCGCAUAGAUUUUGCACCAAAGGGUUUAAACCCUCCCCACACCCACCCUCGUGGCACAGAGAUCCUUAUAGUUCUCGAGGGAACACUUUAUGUUGGAUUUGUAACCUCGAAUCAAGAUGGAAAUCGUCUUUUCACCAAAGUGUUGAACAAGGGUGAUGUCUUUGUCUUCCCGAUUGGUCUCGUUCACUUCCAACUCAACAUUGGAUAUGGCAAUGCAGUUGCUAUUGCUGGUCUUAGCAGUCAAAAUCCAGGAACUGUUAUAGUUGCAAACGCUUUGUUUAAAGCUGUUCCACCUAUUUCUGUUGAAGUUCUUGCCAGAGCUCUUCAAGUGGAUAACAAAGUAAUUGAAGAUCUUCAAAGGAAAUCAUGGUACGGCAAGGACUAGUCGGGCAACAUGGUCCAUCAUUUCUUAUUCUACAACUAUAAUGAAUUUCUUGUUUCUGUAAUCCCUAUACAAUAGGACUCCAGAUAAUUACUAAUAUAAUAAAUGAAAUGCAUGUUGAUUUUUAUACCUAAGUAUUGUUUUUUGUUGUAGUUUGAUUUGUUUCUUCC
Molecule: messenger RNA, 905 nt
Organism: Vigna unguiculata (cowpea)
Lineage: Eukaryota; Viridiplantae; Streptophyta; Magnoliopsida; Fabales; Fabaceae
Product: germin-like protein subfamily 1 member 20
Molecular function (GO): manganese ion binding
Source: RefSeq, a predicted model, not a curated record